Molecule: messenger RNA, 2910 nt
Organism: Plodia interpunctella (Indianmeal moth)
Lineage: Eukaryota; Metazoa; Arthropoda; Insecta; Lepidoptera; Pyralidae
Product: myrosinase 1-like
Exons: 6
Coding region: 102-1634 (510 amino acids)
Biological process (GO): carbohydrate metabolic process
Molecular function (GO): beta-glucosidase activity
Source: RefSeq, a predicted model, not a curated record
CUGCCAAUCAUCUUAAGUGUCGCAAAAUAAGUGAAGAUAAAUACGUUUUAUAUAAGGAUCCCGAAUAUAAAUAAGCUAAUCAAAUACCUUAAAAUAACAACAUGUUACGCAAUGUAACGUUGCUCCUGUUAGCCAUAGCUCAUAUUUCUUGUCAAGUAACAAAGAAUGUUCGACAAGAUGUCAGAAAAUUUCCAGAUGGGUUUUUAUUCGGAUCGGCUACUGCAUCUUAUCAGAUAGAAGGAGCUUGGGACGAAGACGGCAAAACCGCCAGCAUCUGGGACGAGUUGACUCAUAAUGAUCCUUGUGCGAUUAGAGACUGUUCCAAUGGAGACAUAGCUGACGACUCAUACCAUUUAUACAAAAGAGAUGUCGAAAUCAUGCGAGAGUUAGGAUUGGAUUUCUAUAGAUUUUCAAUCUCAUGGCCGCGGCUGCUGCCCUCAAGUUUCCCUGAUAACAUCAAUCAGGCAGCCGUGGAUUAUUACAAUAACAUAAUUAAUGAAAUGCUAAAGUACAAUAUUCAGCCAAUGGUGACUUUGUAUCAUUGGGACUUGCCGCAGAAGCUACAAGACCUUGGCGGGUGGGCAAACCCAAAUAUAGUAGACUGGUUUGGUGACUAUGCUCGUGUGGCAUUUCAAAUGUUUGGCGAUAGAGUUCAAUAUUGGAUGACGAUUAACGAGCCAUAUCAAAUUUGCUACGAGGGUUACGGUGACGACUAUAAAGCACCCAGAGUGAACAUUAAAGGAAUAGCCGACUACAUGUGUGCUAAAAACUUAUUAUUGGCUCACUCAAAAGCUUAUCAUAUUUACGACCAAGAAUUCAGACCAUCCCAAGGAGGUUCAAUAUUCAUAGUUUAUAGCGCAACAUGGCACGAGCCCGCCACAGACUCUGAGAACGACAUCCAAGCUGCCGAGGAAGCCAAUCAGUUUACGUGGGGAGUCUAUGUUCAUCCUAUAUUCGGUAGCGGCGAUUAUCCACCAAUCGUAAAAGAAAGAAUAGCGCGGAAGAGCGCCCAACAAGGCUUCUCCAGGUCUAGACUGCUGGAAUUAUCACCCGAGGAAGUAGAAUACAUCAGAGGAACUUCAGACUUGUUCGCUUUGAAUCACUACACCACCCGUCUCACAUACAGGAACGAAUCUGUUCCAGGGAGUUUCGAAAUACCUUCUUUUGAAGAUGAUAUGGAGGUCAUUAGGUAUUUUUUGGACGAAUGGCAAAUAGGAGAAUCCACAAUGGUGAAGUCGGUGCCAUGGGGCUUUUACAAACUGUUGACAAAGAUAAGGGAAGACUACAACAACCCCACAAUCAUAAUUACAGAGAAUGGAAUGUCCACGUCCGCAGGGUUGGUUGACGAAGACAGAGUGAUCAACUAUAAAAGAUAUUUAAAUGCUCUAUUAGAUGCCAUCGAAGACGGCUCUGACAUAAGGGCGUAUACUGCGUGGAGUAUGUUGGACAAUUUCGAGUGGAGAUUUGGUUAUACUGAGCGGUUUGGCCUAUAUGAAGUGGACUACGAAAGCCCGGAGCGCACGCGUACGCCACGUAAAUCCGCGUUUCUGUACAAAGAGAUCCUACGAACGCGAACUUUGGAUAUGAACUACGAGCCAGACACAGACGUUAUGGUCAUCGACGUAGGACAUUGAUUGUGUAUUGUAUUGUUUGUCCAUUAUAGAUCCGUGCGGUCUGAUAAAUACAAAAUGAAAGUCUUGUAAAGUUAAAAAUACAAAUAAUAAAACAUAAAUAAUUGUAAAGUCAAUCAAAAAUGCCACCCCGAAUUGUACCCGGUUCAAAAGUACCCAUAACGCUAGCUGCGUUUCCUUGUUGGAUAGCAAUUGAUAGCCUUUGAACCAAGUACCAUCCGCAGUGGUAGUCAUAUCCACGACAAAUACAAAAUUAUUUUAUUUGAUACUUAUUUAUGGUGACUUGUACUUAUUGUAUUGUUUAUUUCAUGUGCGUAUCUAGAGAUAUUGUCAUAUUUGCCGCAGCUGAUGUUUGCCAUGAAUAUUUUUGGAAGUUUUCGAAUGAUGAACAUAAUUAAGUUAUAGCUAGGUAUAGGAAAAAGAGUUGGAUGGAGGAUAUAGUUUAAAAGGAAGUAAUUGAUCGGUUAACAUCCGAUCCGGUGUGCCGACCUUACAUAAUAGCUAUAACAUAAUGUAAGAAACAAUAAUCAGACCUUCUGGCAUGACCAACCAAUACUGUUGAUAUGAGAUAAAAUUAGUUUCUUUCAGUAUUUUGCACCAGUGAAACAGUUUUCGAAACAACGAAAUUCCAGUAGCUUGUACCUUUUUGAGAAAUUACUAUAUACAAGAAGUGCCUAAGUAGGUCUAAUCUGUAUGUUUUGACUUUGAGUUUAAACAGUGAUAUAACACGUAUACAUGAGUUUGCCCUGGACUGUUUGGGAAGAAACCGGGCAACACAAAUACUGGGCGUAAACCCAUCAAUAGACAUACCUGUUGAUCGUCGUGGUCGUGAUUCGUGGCGGCGGCGUCGGGCGGCGGCGUGUCGCGGAAGCGCGCGUCGCGGCGACACAGCGGCAGCGGCACGAACAGCGCGCGGCCCGGCGCGCACGAGAACACGCGCGCGCCGCCGCGGCUGCCGUCGCCCAGACCGCACACGCUCUCCUCCAGCUCCACGCCCGCAGUCAUCGUCUCUGGAUGUCGACAAUCGAAUGAGCCCCUAAUCGAGUGUGUUACCUAUUGCUUCAACUAAAACUAAAACUAGUAUCAAGUUUUUAUUUAAGCCGCCUGACAAUCCGAUAAACCUGAUGUUCAAAAUUAUGCUAUACUUACAUUAAACCAGUUUUAUUAUUAUUAUUAAUUCAUAAAAAAGUUAAAUAUAUUUUGUCACUUUAUAUAUUGGCCAUAGACAGACAAAACAUUCAAGUGUUUUACGUUUUUUUUGAAUGAAUGAAUGAAUGAA